AUGACGAGGGAUGCAAGCGAAGGCGAGGGCUUUCUCCACCAGGGAACGUGGAGGGAGUCCACCAAGACAGGACCAUUCGUCACAUCCAUCAAGAAUGUUUUAUUUCCCCAACGACAACACAAACAAAGUACAGGGCCGGAUGAGAAGCCAAGGAACAGCAACGACGACUUUGAAGAAAUCGAGCUCGACGAUAAGCCCAGGUGGUGGAAGACGCUUCAGCUCCGCACGUUCAUCACCUCCCUGACCGGGCUCAUCCUCGCCAUCCUCUCCUUCGUUUUCGGCGUCGGCUGUGGGCUAGGGAUUGGCGUCCCCUACUACGGCGGCUCCUCGCUCUCGCACGCCUUUAGCCGGCCCGCAAACGCCCACAGCAUACCGGACGACCUCCCUAUCAUCUCCGCAGCCCAGCUGACCAACAGGACGGAGCUGGACCUCGCGACGGGGUUCACCUUCGGGUCCCCGCAGGUCAGGGAGUACAACUUCACCAUCAGCCUGGGGCUCGCCGCGCCAGACGGCUUCUGGAAGCCCAUGGUGCUCGUGAACGGCCAGUCGCCGGGCCCGUUGAUCGAGGCCGGCACGGGCGACACGGUGCGCGUGCGCGUGGCGAACCACCUGCCCAACGCCACCACGAGCGUGCACUUCCACGGCAUCGACCAGCGGCGGACGAACUGGAUGGACGGCGUCGCGGGCGUGACGCAGUGCGGGAUCCCGCCGGGUGGCGAGUGGACGUACGAGUUCGUCGUGGACGGCCAGCGCGGCACCUUCUGGUACCACGCCCACGCCGCCGUGCAGUACACGGACGGGCUGUACGGGCCCAUCGUCGUGCGCGACCCCCGCGAGCUGGUGCCCCGCGCCGACGCGGAGAGGAUCCUCUUCCUCGGCGAGAACCACCACGCCUACGCGGGCGAGCUGGUCGGGCACUACCUCGCGGCGUCGUCGCCGUGGGAGCCGACCGAGGCGGGCGUCGAGCCGCUCAGUGAUAACCUGCUGCUCAAUGGCCAGAACACGUUUGACUGUUCUGUCGUGUCGACUACGUAUAACUCGUCGUCUCGUCAGAAGAACAAGCCGGGGUGUACCGGUGGGCAGGUGUACACGACGAACAUCCGGCCUGGGACGACCAUGCGGCUACGGCUGAUCAACCAUUCCUCGUACCUCUCGUAUUGGUUCAGCAUCGACAGACACCCGCUUACCAUAGUGGAGAUUGACGGGAUCGAGGUCGAGCCGAUAGUCAGCCAAGGGGUGCAUGUGAAUAUUGGACAAAGAUACAGCGUGAUCAUAAGUGCGACGGAAAAAAUAGGAGAUUAUGCUAUCAGGUCAGCACUGGAGGAGGAGUGCUUCCUGCCGUACAGUACGUACACUAGCAAGGGAUUAGAGUCAAUAGGGUAUCAGGCCAAAGGCAUUUUGCGGUAUGAACGCGAAGACGAGUCGGGAGGGGUGGCGAGACGAGACGGAGAUGCGGAUACAGCUGAGAUGAAAGAGACGGCAACAAACCCGUGGGGCUGCAGCGACAUGCCCUUCGACAUGCCCAAGCCCAUGCGGCGGGCAGCAGCGUACGAGCUGGCCGAAGGCGACCCAACCCACAUCGUAGACUUCCAGUUCCGCCAGGUCGGCGAGAUCAACCGCAUCUUCCUCAACAAGACCUCCUGGAGCCCCUACCAAGGCGACGCAACCCUGUGGCAGGCUGCAGACGCGAACUUCACCGCAGACGUCGACGGCGUGUACCACAACUGGGGGUUCCGCCUGGACCAGCAGGUGCUGCUGGUGCCGGACGGCAGCGGCGCGGUGCAGGUGGCCAUCAACAGCCUCGACGCGAUGGAGCACCCGUUCCACAUGCACGGCCACAGCGUGCAGGUGGUGGGCUGGGGCCCCGGCCGCUACGACGCUGCUGCCGCAUCGGCGGCGCCGGGGGCGACGGCGACGACAUGGAACCUGGCCAACCCGCUGCGGCGGGACACCUUCACCGUCCCGGCCGAGUCCCACGUCGUCAUCCGCUUCCGGGCCGACAACCCGGGGAUCUGGGUCCUGCACUGUCACGUCGCGUGGCACCUUGAGGCCGGGAUGUUGGUCUCCUUCUUGGAGCGGCCGGAUGACCUGAAGCGGCUUCUGACUGAGAUGGACUCGGAGGUACGGGAGCUCUCCGAGAGCUUCUGUCCCAAGAGGGCAGGACGAGGCGUGUAA
Messenger RNA from Diaporthe amygdali, 2175 nucleotides. Its product is annotated as diphenol oxidase. The transcript is spliced from 2 exons. The record is from RefSeq and is a predicted model, not a curated record. Gene Ontology annotation, molecular function: oxidoreductase activity; copper ion binding. NCBI's taxonomy places the organism in Eukaryota, Fungi, Ascomycota, Sordariomycetes, Diaporthales, Diaporthaceae. The coding region runs from base 1 to 2175 and encodes 724 amino acids.